AGCAUAGUUACCUUUGAAGCCUCAAACGCGCUACACAAUAUCUAAACAUGAAGUUCCUCAUUGUCUUCGUCGCCCUCUUCGCCCUGGCCCUGGCUGCGCCACCACAGAGUGAUGUCCAAAUUGUGCGUCAGGACUCAGAUGUCCAGCCUGACAGCUACAAAUAUGGUGUGGAGACAUCCGAUGGCACCAACAAAAACGAAGAGGGUCAGCUGAAGAACAUUGGCACAGAACAAGAGGCUAUUUCCGUUAAGGGCUCAUUCUCCUUCGUUGCCGAUGAUGGUCAGACCUACCAGGUCAACUACAUCGCCGACGAGAACGGUUUCCAGCCCCAGGGCGCUCAUCUGCCCGUCGCCCCCGUUGCCUAAGAAGCAAUGUUAAAUUUUAAAUAAAUUGAUUGUUUUCCUGAAAAAAUGAUGCUUUAAGUUUUUUGAGUUUACAGAUAAGGAAGGUCUUUUAGAUAAUUGAAAACAUUGUCAAGCAGUACGAGUAAAAGCUGUCUACACAAAUA
Molecule: messenger RNA, 508 nt
Organism: Drosophila virilis
Lineage: Eukaryota; Metazoa; Arthropoda; Insecta; Diptera; Drosophilidae
Product: larval cuticle protein 65Ag1
Cellular component (GO): chitin-based extracellular matrix
Molecular function (GO): structural constituent of chitin-based larval cuticle
Source: RefSeq, a predicted model, not a curated record